Messenger RNA from Seminavis robusta, 4653 nucleotides. NCBI's taxonomy places the organism in Eukaryota, Bacillariophyta, Bacillariophyceae, Naviculales, Naviculaceae. The record is from the annotation of a GenBank genome assembly.
CCUCGAGCACCCAGUGUGACCAAGAAGCCGCACAGAACUUUCACUGCAUCAACUCUUCGCUUCUCUUGAUGUGUCUAUUGAUUUGUUGCUUGGAAGCUUAUUAUUGUACAUGUAGAUGUCUUUUAACUCUGCCAUUCUGAAUGACAACAGCUCUUACUAUCCAUCAACGCUAAGCUGAGAAAGCAGUGCUGGCUUUGCUUUGAAUGGUACCAUGUCAGACGAGGCAGACCCUUCCUUGGACGACGGGUUCGAUGAUGCCAAUAUUCCCACAGGGUCCGGUGAUGCAGCUCGUGACAACAAGCACCCAAUGGUUGCCGGGCAAGACGAGGAACCAAUUAUAAAUGGAGCUGGAAGCAGACUGAAUGAAAAUAGCAGAUUAAGUGGUGGAGAUACCCCAGCUGGAGAAUUCCAGGGUGAAGCAUUCGCUAGUUCUGGUAGUUUUUCUGCGGCCAGCUUUCGUACCGAUAAUCAGCUUCUGGCAUCGGCUGACCUCCCAGAAGCCAAGCUGCUGGACAAGGCAGAAGUGAGAAAAUCAAUCCUGAAAGGCAGAAGUGAAUUGUCCAAGUCUAGACAGAAAAAUCAUGCUCUCAAGGCGGCAGAUCAGGGAGCCAGCUCCCUCCAUUCCCCUUUUGGCUUUCAGCCGGGAACCAAAGCCCAUGCUGCUGUCAAUCGAAAGAUAGCUUCUGCCCACGGUACGACCAACAAUAAGCAAAAACCCUCCCGCUCCCUUUCGCAUGACGACCUUGGGAAUCAUCGACUGACAUCCUCCAAAAAAAUUGGAGACGAAGAAAACAAUACUAAAGUGACUCCUCUGGUGGGGGCUCUAGCCACCCCACGGUCCAAGGGCAAAAAAGUUUUGAGUACAGCAGAUUUGCGAGGUAAUCAGGGAGCUGCGCAAUUGCCAGCAUUUGUGACUCCAAGGAGAGAUGCAAAAGGCAAAAGGCUCAAUGUAGAUGCUGCAGCCAUGUUCGGAAGCAGUGGCACGAAAAGUAUUCCCAAACGAACCAAAAGUGCGCAGGCUUCAUCAUCAAGACGACACUCUACAGCUACCAGUAGCAAAGGUCUUCCACCAAAGGUAAUCUCUUUGGAUGGAACCCCGAGCAAGGAGGACGUUGCUCUUGCAGCACAGCCGCCGUCCCUGUCGAACGCUCGCGCCCACAGUCUAGGCGAUAUGCCAUGGGAUCAAUCGACUGGGUCUUCCAUUUUUUAUGGAGAAAACAGUUUGCAAGGAUUCCAUGCAUCCGAAAUGACAAUCAAUACGAAAAAGGCAUGGGAUGCACUGGGCCCCCCACCAGACGAACAUGAAGCCUCAAUCUCCAUUCUAGAUGUUGCAAAGGCCCGCCCCGAAACAUCCGGUCACAACAGCGUUAGUAGCAAACGUAGUUCCAGCCGACAGGGUUCGAGCAGAAGCUUUGGUACCGGUGCAGGUGCUGGGAGCGCCAGUCUACUGGAUACAGUCUCGACUGUCCAGCAGUCAUCGGAUGAAGAAAAUGCGACGAGGCAACAACCUACUAGAGAGUCGUCAUCGUCAUCGAAACAGAACUCGCGCCAUCAAAAUCCGUCAACGGGAAAAGCCAAUGCCGCAGCAGAGAUCAUUGGUAGCUCUUCAUCGCUUCCCGAGCCACGAAGGGAACCGCCUUACACUGCAAUCACGCCACAACCAGAUGAAGAAAUGGAAUUCUGGACCUGCUGGGGUUGUGAAUACAGCAACAAUCUUGGUGAACACCUCUUCUGUGGAAUGUGUGGGACAGGGCGAGACUGGCUGUGUCCUUCGUGUGAACAUGAAAACAAAAGUUCUUUCAAUUUCUGCGGAAUGUGUGGCUCUCGGAAAGGGCGGCUUGUUCUGCAGAAGCAGCAACCUGAAGGUUUUAAUAUGAGAAUGCGCAGAGGCAGAAAGCACAGCCCCGUAAGCAGGCCCUCUGGUGGAAGCCGGUCGUCACGAUGCCCGGCCAGUCCCAAAUCGACAGCGAGCGCCAAGAGUGCAAGCAAACGAUCACUCAACAGUAUAUCUCAAAGACCAAGACUGGAGUCCGAUGACGCGACAAAUAAGACAGAUGGCGGCAAGUCACGGUCCGGUGAGAGUGUUGAUGAAGCAAGAUCAAAGGACGAAAAACGAUCGAGCAGGGGGCGUGGUAGGGAUUCACGAAAGAAAAAAGAACGUGAGCAUCGAACGCGGUCGUCGUCAAGAGGGGGGAGAGACGGGAAAGAAAGGAGAUCGAGGGAAUCUGUCGUGGGUGGAGACGCCAAGAGGGAAAGAAAACCAGACAAGAAAGAAAGAAAAUCAAGGAAAGGCGAAAAGGAACGACGACGUACACGGAAUUCCACCUCUGUUCCGCCUGCAGAGCGGAGAGACUUUUCGAGAGAUGUUUCCUUGGAAAAGGCAGUGCCUAAGAAAACCGUUCUGAAGCGAUCCACAUCACUCUCUGUGUUUGACGCUGGAAAGCUUGAUGUAGCAAAGCACGACAAGGCGGGCGCAUCAUUGGUUCUGCACGGUGAAAGCGACACAGAUUUCGGGGAUGAUGCCGAUAAGAGGUCAUCGUCGAAGUCCUGGAAAAAUGUGCUGCAGGCUAAGAAAUCGGAUGAUCACGAAAAGAUUUUGGGCACAGGGUUGAGCACAACCGACCACUCCUUGUGGGACACCUCCAACGCGGAAUUCUUUGCAGCUGAUUUCGAUUCAAACGAGAAUGCACACACCACCACAAGUAGCGCUGGCGUUCUUGCGACGCCCAGCAUCAAGAAGCGAUUGCUCAAGAUGGGAGGAAAAGUUGGUGGCAAAUUGUUCAAGUCUGAACUUCCUAUGGGCGACGAUGGUGGCAACGAACCACCUCGAUUUGCAGAAGUUACGAUAACAAGGAACCCUCCAAGCGAAAAAGCUGAUAUUGUGGGAAAGCAACAGAAUGGUGUAGAACCCCCCACGCCAAGCCUCAAGAAGCGGCUUCUUGGAAAGAUCAGCAGACUAGGUGGCAAAUCUGACCAUGGCAAGGCACUCCCCUCCGGUGUACCUAUGAUGAACGACGUUCCUGUACUUGAAGAGGACGACGAAAUUGACUCUGGAAACGAAAAGGAUCAAAAUGACAUGGAUGACGACGAUUCGGACGAUGAUCCACUCGAGGACCGCAAAAAAGCGUUGGUGAUUACUGCCAGAGACAUGCGCCCAAACCGGCCAAGUAUCUCCCGACGCAAACCUCCAAACGAAGUUCGAUCUUCCCGACGUGCCAAUCAACUUGCUUCUUCUGUUGGAGCAAACGACCGACCAGACCGACUGGAACGUCACAGGGAGGGAAACCGAAGAUCAAUGCGGCGUACCAAGAGCAGCGACAGUGUACCCAGCAGUAGGAGAUCUUCGGACAGCUCUACAAUCAGCAAAGGUGAGAAGCGGGGGUCUUAUGCCACCGGCCAAGAUGUGCUUGGUGACAGGCUUUCGGAGGCCGAGUCAAUCGACAGCAUGUCGCAGUAGCCCGACCCACCCCGGGGUGAAAUAUAAUCUACUCGUUUGGUGUCUCUCGCUGUUAUCAGAUUUCAGCAAAGGGUCAGAUCAGGCGACAAAAGGAAAGACAUGUCCUUUGGUUGUAUUUUUCUCUAGGAUUCCUGAUUUUCCCUCAUGAGGACAACCUACAUGUUGCACCAAUCUGGGGCCUCUUGCUUGGAUCAUUGCCAUCAGGAGAAUUGGAGGCUGCUAAAUUGGGACGAGUUGCGGUUGAACCACAACUCUAACUCAACAGCAGCUCUCUUUUUGCAUCCUUCAGAUGCCUACCUGUACAGCCAGGUGCAAUAGCUAGAAGCGAGUUUGCCUUUUGCAACUUACAAGAGUGGACUUUGUUUUUGGACAAGAUACAAGGUUCUAGCUAGAUUCUUGGGUAGCAAAGUAGCAAAGUUGGCUAGCUAGGCAUUAGCUAGUACCCAUCUUUGGUAUUGUAGGUUUUGUGCAACGUUGCACCAUUUUCAUCAUCGGGUUCUCCAUAGCCAAUAGAAACACAAGCAACGACACAUACGGCCUUGUCAUUGGUAUCCCCCAAUUCCUCCACCACUCGUCCGGUGCCGAAGUCCAAGCCACCCGGAACAAUUUGAAUGGGCAGUAUCUUGCCAUAGGGAAACACUUUGGCCACGUGCAGUGUAUCGACGGGCAAGCAUUCGUUAUUGUCACUACUACUACUAAUUGGAGGAAUCCCCAAUUUGACAUGAAUGAGCAUUUCGGUUCGUCCGCCCGGAACAUGCUCAAUGACGCCCGGAAUGCUAUUGAAUUCAAUGGCAUUUCGUACGGCUCGAACGGCUGCUUUGGUAGCAUCGUCUGCUCCAUGCUGAUCGACUCCAAAACCAACUUGAACAAAUAGCAAAUUGUGGGGGAACUUUGGUGAAUCCACGAGGGAUGCACCCAAACCCAAUGCUUUCCAUUCUUCGGACCAGGAGGGUCGAUCUUUCGAUGGUACCGGUACCAGUCCGGACUUGGGAGUAGUAGAAGACGAAAGAAAACGGCGCACUGGACGACUUUCUACCUUCAAAUUCCUUUCCCAUCCAGCAGAAACAAGACAUCGAAUGCAUUGCCUUGACAAUGGCAGCUGCCGCGUACGAGGAGACAGCAUCAUCUUUGUGGUUCGGUGGGGUACAGUUGUGGUUGUUGGUUGUGUUUGCCGAAAAGAAGAGGGAGAGGAGGUG